This is a messenger RNA of Arabis nemorensis, 1263 nucleotides long. The record is from the annotation of a GenBank genome assembly. NCBI's taxonomy places the organism in Eukaryota, Viridiplantae, Streptophyta, Magnoliopsida, Brassicales, Brassicaceae.
AUGAUCAAGCUUUGCUUCAUGACUUCUCAUGGCUAUUCAAUCCCCGGCCUUAAUCUUCCUCAAGACCUUACUAACACCGAAAUCAUCAAGACUGGUCGGUCUUAUUUGGUGAAUCCUGGAGCAAGACAAGAGAUUAUACCUGCAAGCUCCUUUAAUCUGAAUCCAGAACACUUGGAACCAUGGAAACCGGUUUCUUCAUUGAGCAAAUCUAACCAAUUUGUGGAGAUUGACUCAACCAUGAUGAAGCCUCUGUUUAUGGAUGUUCAUGAGACAGUACCAGAAUCUCUGGUUUUGAGCUUUGGAAUCGCUGAGAAGUAUGCGAGACAAGAGAAAGUGAUGGAGUUUCUUAUGUCUCGGUCAGAGGAGUUUAAGGAAAAAGGAUUCGAUAUGUCUUUGGUAUCUGAAUUGAUGGAGCUACAGGCUAUGAAAUCCAGUUCUCGGCUACGACCGUAUGAUGCUUCCUCUGUUCUUUACUUGAAUCAAGAAUCGGGGAAGCCGGUUUUGGAUCUUGUUAGGGAUAUGAUGGAUAAUCCAGAGUUCUCCGUGCAAUCGAAUGGUCACGUUCUGUUCUCUUCAAGUAGCAGUCAUGAGUUGAAUGAUAUACUUUCUAUUGCUUCUGAGUUCAAUCUGUCAAGGAAUUCAACGAAAUGGAGACAGCUCUCACCGCUUAUCCCGCAUUUUCAGAGGUUUGAAAGUGAAGUCUUAACACCGGCUAAGCUGAAAGCAGUUACAGUGCUCGCACCUUUGAAGAGUCCUGAGAAAACCAAGCUCAAGUCACCAAGGAAAAACAAUACAAAGCGGAAAGCUAAAGAGAGUGACCUCUACAAAAGAAACCAUCUACACGCUUACGAGAGCCUUCUGUCUUUAAUGAUAGGCAAUGAUCAUCAACACAAACAAACAACAGUACUCUCUUUACAGAGAUCAUGCGGAGAACUCUCAGAGCUUCUGACUCAGUUUUCUAUCAGUGUUGCUGGAACUGGAAUCGCUGUGCUCUUCUCUGUGGCAUGUAGCCUUGCUUCAAGUCAAAUACCUUUUUGCGCAAACAAGUUCUUCGACACUGGACUUGGUUUCAGUUUGAUAAUACUGUCUUGGGCUGUGAAUAGACUCAGGGAGGUGAUUGUUAAUGUCAAUAAGAAAGCAAACAAGCCAUGUUCAAGUUUGAAGGGUGAAGAAAUCAUAAACAAUGUGGAGAAAAGCAUCAAGGAGGUUUACUUCAGAGCUGCCACAGUAAUCGCAGUGUUUGCGCUUAGGUUUGCAUGUUGA